GCUCCGCGCAGGCGCCGGGCGGGGCCGGCGGCGGGCGGGGCGGGAGGCAAGGCCCGGUCACGGCGGGUGCGGUUCGGCAGCGGCGGGGCCCCGCGGGGCGGGCGCUGCGUGGGGCUGAGCCCGUGCCCGGCGCGGCUCUCGGGGCGCGGGGCGGAUGCGUUCUGUGCCGGCAGCUGCCGUGGCACCGAGCCUGGCCUAGGUGUGCUUUCCCUGCUCGGUACGGGGGGGAUCUGCUCGGUACGGGGGGGAUGCACGUGGCUCAAGUGCCGUAAUAAGAGUGUAGCUUUGGCAGUAGGCAACAUAAAACCCAAAGGAUUUGUCGAGACUUUAUGAAAUAAUUCCCAAUUUGAGCUGAAAAAAUAACCACUGUAUAUUUAUGUUAAAUGUAUCAGAAGAUUGUGUUUGGAAACAAGAAAAUUAAGAGAACUGUGUAACAGCAUCACUAUUACAGACACCUCUUGUAUUUGUUUGAACCUAGCAGUCAGCUACUGCUUAAUGCCUCCAUUUCCUGAUGCUGAAGGUCUGAUGUUAUCUUCCAAAUGACUUAAGCAAUCAGCAGUGCAAAUACGUGAGGAGAGCAGAAAAGAUUAGCAAGUUUUGCAGUCUCUGCCAAGUUCCAUAGCUUCAGUGCUACUCUGCAUGCAGGCUACCUGUCAACAUCCAGCCAAGAAACUCAAGGCUCUUUACAAGUAUUCCUGAAUUAAGCUGAUGAGGUGCCGACCUCUGGUUGGUGUUUCAGAGACUAUUAACAAUAGCUACCUUCCUCGGACUCUCCAGCAAUGGUUCAUAAACUUCCUGGGAUCUGUAACCCUCUUGUUGAAAAUUACUGGUUUGCAUAAAGAGGCAGAGCUGGUUGCUGCUUCAUUGCUUUUCCUGCCACUAGUGGAUGAUUCUGCUGUUCCUGUGUUUAAGAAAGACCUCUCCCUUAAGUGAGACCAUGAGCAAUGACCACACUUCAGAAAAGCAGGCAUUGUUUUCACUCAAGUUGAUUUUGUUGAACCAAUAUUCAAUUCAACAUGGAGAGAGUUUGAUCAACACACUUGACGAACAGGCAAACAGCCUGGAGGCACAGGAACUUCCUGAGUUGGCCUCACUGUUGGAUCUGAGGAGAUCCUCACGUACUGUGGAAAAAUACAAGAGUGUCAGUAAUGGAUUUGAACAUGAGCUGCCAGCAAGCUGGAUGAAUUGUGUGAUUGUCACAUCCACUGAAUGUUCUGGAGCAUCCCUGACAAGGUCCCAUCCCAAGACUCAGGGGGACCAUGGAUUUGUUGUAGAUGUAUUUCACUGCCCUCUUAUGGACGGACUCAGUGGUAAUCAGGAAAAUACUCCUGAGUCCCCCAGCAAGGCUUCCUUAUGCCAUGGUCAUGAAGUAGUGAUAUUCUGCUCUUGCAUUUCACAGGAGAAGGCACAGAGACAAUCAGUAGGUCUCCCGACAUGGCGAGAAAUUGGAGUCAAGUGUCCCAAACUAGAGGGCACAAAGUGUGAACAUGAAGAAGAGUGAAGGAGGAAAAGAUGGCAGUUUAUGACAACAGCCUCUGGACCGCAUCCUACCCUUACUAAUGGAAGAGACACCAUCUGAGCCAGCAGUUCCAUAAAGCAUGCUUCCUCCCCAGUGCCCACUAUCCCAAAUGGUUUUCUCUCCUUUCUGUCCCAGCACUGUGGUUUCUGGCAUCGUUCUGGUAAGAAAAACAACCUGUAUUAAGAACAACUCUGUAAGUAAAAAAGGCUGUUUGUAAUUUGGAUCAGCUCAGUGACCUGAUUUACAGCACAAACCCAACAACAGUUGCAGAGCAGCAUGAGUGUGAAGAAGCAGCCGGAGGCAAGGCAGGGAUGGGAGACAGACAUUCCCAAGCUGUCCUUGCAGCUGAAGUUCCCCUUUGUGAAACUGCAGCUGCCAGUGUACCUUUGCUCUGGCACAGAUAUCAAAGGGAAUUCCCCUGCAGUGCCUGAAAGUAACACUUUAGGGAAGAACUGACACAUUGGUGAGUUAUAUAUUAACCAUUGUAGAGAGUGGCAGAGUAACAAGGGCAGUGAAUUACUGAUAAAGAAAAAUAGCCACAUUUCCAUUAUGCAAGGCAUGGGUAAUAGCUCCUAGGAAAAGACUGCCCAGCUUUUUCCACUAAAUUAUGCUGUUUUCAAUUCUUCCAUACUUUCUUAAAUGUGAAUACAUUGUUCAAAUGUUUUCAAUGCUAAAUAAAUGCCUUUGGCUGUUUCUUGUGGGGACCCAAGGGGAGAAGGUAGGAAAUGUUUUAGCUAAAAUGAUGCAGCUAUUUCCAAGUAAGUGUUAGAAGAGUAGCAUACAAGUUUUCAAGAGUUACAGAAAAUAGUAAUCAUUGCAAUCAUUCAGCACUGUGCUCACUUUUCCUUCCCAAGGUCUGACCUUGCUCUGUGUUCAGCAUUAUCAGAGGUCUGCUGCAGUGAAAUUUAUGUACUUAUGUCUCUUAGGACACAAAUUAAUUGCUUUAACUUAAGUUUAAAAGCAGAACCUUGCCAGAGAUGACAAAUAUGAGUAUUAUAUAUCACCAGUUAAAUGACUAAUGUUUUAUUUGUCUUUGAAGUCUUUGGUGGAAGCUGAAGCAUAAUGGUGAAAGAAAAAAUAAUGUAAGUUACAUAACACCUCACAUAUGGAAUUCAUAAUGCUCUGUUUUUAUAUGGAAUAAAUUGCUCUUCAGGGGUCAUAUACAUAUAUAUAAUGAGGAUGAUUUCAUUUGGUGUCCAAUAUGUGCUGGACGUGUAUUCAGGAGAUUCAGGAGAUUUAAACUUUUUGACUGAAUAUGAGAUUUUUUACAGAAGAUCCUUCUUUUAGUCAGUAUAUUCCACUAUUUAACAAAAAGAAACCCUGGCAACAUUUCAAUUCAAUUGUUUAGUUUUUAGGAGAAAUUUUUUGACUUUCAAACCCACAAAAUUUAUCCUUGUUUUAGCUCAAAAUACCAUGUUUUUGAAUUGAAAAAAAAAAACCCUUUUUCUUUUUUUUUUCCAAGUACUUCUUACUUCAGUAGUGAUAUAUUUCCUUCAAAUUGUAUGUUUGGAAUUUUAUUGCAUGGAAUUUUUGUAGCCAAGGCUUUAAGCACUCUUACAUAAUGAAUAAUAUAAACCAAAAUCCAUGAGGUCUUUUUAUCAGGAACUCAGCUAGACAGGCACCUAAAGAAACUCUUUUUCCACUCCUUUAUUAUAGGAAGCAUACUCUGUGCUUGUCAAGGUGAAACAGAAGAGAUUCAGAUAAUACAUAUUAACCUGUACUGGAGAGUUGAGGGUAGGCCGUGUUCAGGGCAGGAUGCUGCUCAAAUGUGUUUGGGAAGGGAAGUACUCACAGGGGUUGCUUAGCCACCCCUUAGAGCUGCUAAACACUUCAUGUAGGUCAGGGUUGUCCUGGGAUGUGGAGGCUGCAUCAUCCCACCCUGACCUCUUCAAGAAAACAGAGGCACGAGUAAGAGAGAAGAAAAUGAAUGAUUUUGCUUAAAUAUCUGGUGCUGUAGCAGCCAAGGAGGCAACCUGGGCCAGCGGAGAAGAGCACUGAAAGGCAAAAAUGGGUAGCCAGGAUUAGGUCAAAAGAAAAACUAAGCAAAAACAGAGAGAGAAACACUUAGACAAAGGCUUAGCCCAGGGAUAAGUGAUGCAUAAUUUCUAUGAAAUUAGUAGAAUCCAGGAUACAAGUGUACUUAGGAAUAGUGUGGUGGUUGUUCGGAUGCAAGGGCAUUGCAUGUAUACUAGCAUUGCAGAUACUGAACGUCAUUAAAUUGGUGCCAGAGGUUUGUCACAUGCAUCAAUUUGGAAUUGCUACCACUUUUCUGAGUACAGUGUGUCCAGAUGAUUAUUACAUGAGUCCGCAGUAAGAAGCAUGGAAAAUGAGUUGCAUGUAAGUUAUACUUGUAUCUGAUAUUUAGACUCUAAGAAAAGGGGAAAGAAAUGUAGGUCUUUUAUGUGACAAUUUUGAUUAGUCUCUUCAGAAAAAAAAUUGCUUUGUACGUGGUCAUAAAUUAAACACCUGUUGUGAUGAAAACACAGCACCAUCAAUUUCCGCUUGUUGGAAAUGUUUUGCAUAUAAGCUUUGGCAACAUCGUUUCUCUUUACAGGAAGGAGACUGCAAGACAAUCCAGCAUUACCUUUCGGAUGGUUAUACCAUCCCACUACUGUAUUGCAAUACCAGGGUGUUGCAAAGAAUGCCUUAAAAUGUGGGGCUACCCAAACCUAAAAAGGCUUGGGAGUGGCAUAUUUGUUACUGUACACAUGGCCUCAUCUUAAAAGAAGAUUAACAUUAACAAACUUAAGAUAGUGGAAAGUUGGGAGGAGUUGGUAUAAAUUUCAUUUCAGCAACACUAUGGUUCAAAUGAAAAAAACCCAUUAUUGUCAUCAUCCUCUUUGUCAGUUCUACCUGUAACUGUUCCUUUUUAUUUCAGCAGAGGCAAUCACCACAAAAAUCUGGAUGAACAAACUUCUCAUGUAUAUGGCAGGGCAACCUCAGAAAGUGGUGUGCACAGCAGCUGGUAUUGCUGUCUUGGCUGCUGGUCAGGGCCAUGAAGAUCAUGCUCCAGCCUGGCUGCAGGUACCUGUGACUGCAGGGCAGAAGAGGGAGCUGCCAGUAGCUGCCAGUGCCCAGCUCAGGUGUCAGACUUAUGCAAAGUCUAAACUAUGCCACUAAACAAUGCCACUUAUGAAUACAAAAUUCCCCUGUUUCUUUUUUGCUUUAAUGAGAAGAGCUUUGCAGAUGUGGGGUCAGGAACAAAAGUAGCCAGUAUUUCCUCUCUUUCUACAUGCUAAUCAGCCCUGUUCAUGGGGCACUGGCUAAUCCCUUUGGCUUCUGAACUGAGGAAAGAAGAUGCUCCUCUUCCAAGAAAUUAAUGAAUCACCCCUUUUAGUACAUGCAUGACUACAUUGUUAAAAGCAGUCUUAAUCACUCACUGAGAAAAACGUUAUGAUCAUUUCUCUCUUUUAGUUGUUAACUGGAAGCCUUGGGAAUUGUGACUCACAGCCUGUGUGCUGUGGCAAGCCCAGAAAGACUUCAAUAGAUUUUUAGCUAGUUAUAGGAGCCCCCUGCAUCUUAUUCCUCACAUCUUCCUUGUAUAGGUAUAACUUGGAAAAAUGGUAAAUUUCUUGGUUUUGUACUAUUCUAAAAAUCACUGCUUUGCACAUGCAUUUGACCUGAACUUUACACCAAAGUUCAAAGAAGAGAAGCAUUUUUGGUAGGCAGUCGACUUCUAGCAGGGAAUAGGGCAAAACAGCUCCUGGGCUGGAGGAAACCCACCCUCCAUUUUUCCUUUACUCUGUAGUGGCGUUGGACAUACCACGCAUACAGUGGUUUGCCUGGUUUGUGAGCAUAGGACUGUGUGUCAAGAGGGCAAUGAAAUAAGAAAAAAGGAGUGGUAAGAGUAAAUUAGAAGGUUCUUGACAGCUUCCUGGAAAGAGGAUGAAUGGGUCUGAGGUUCAGUGUAGGAAGAGGAUCCCCUUGAAGGCUCUCCAGACACAGUUAAGCAUUUUUUUUUUCCUACUGUGAAGCAUCAGCCUCAAAAAUACAUCUAGUCUACUCAUUAAAUGUAAAUUGCUAAGGAUGACAGGGAUAAGUAACAACAAAAUCUCCAGGUAAGUGGUAUACUUAGAGAUGCUUCAAAAAGGUACUUGGAAUCAUUGUAUGAUCUUGCCCUUUGGGCUGUGCUGGUAGAGGUAGAAGGGUAGAAUGGCUCAGAGAUCCUCUGCUUUAGCAGAGACUGCUGUGACACAUUAUCUCCAUCAGAUGACAAUAGUUUUCUUUCAGCAUCUUUGCCUAGGACUGGAUAGCUAGCUUUUUGUUUCUCGGGCUGCAAUUGCUGGGAAAAGUAUUGCCAUCAGCUGUAGGUCUUAGAAAUAUCCUUUCAUAUAUGUAAAGGAAGUGGGGUUUAUUUUGAGACAGUCUCACUCCCCUGGCGUGUUGCUUGAUGAAUGUAGUCUCUUGAUGGAGGCAUGCUGCCAUGGAGGCACAGCCUGUGUCAGCUCAACUUUCAAAGAAUGACACAAACCACUGUGGAGGAAGCAGAUGUUCCCAGUGGUAUCACAAAUAAAGAACUGACAAGGACACAUUUGGGAAGAAGGGCAUGCUAAAGCCCCAGCAAAACUGCAUUUGGUGGGUUCAAGGGAGGAUUCAGUGAGACCAGAGGUGAAGAGAGAGCCUUGCUGGGAGAUAGCUCUGGAGAAGAACAGAGAAGCUCCAGAGGCCUCCCUACCCAUCACAGGCUGUUGGGUGGUUCAGGUUUUGUGUGAUGACCAUACAGAUGCAAAGGAGUGUAACUUGUAGAGCUAAAAUCCCAGCCAUCCUCUGGAUGGGUACUAAAUGGUCCUAAAAGGUCAGUGUGAAAGACCAAAUAGUAACUGUACAAAAUUCUAGCCUUUACAUAGUUUUGUCUUGGUAGGAAAUAGCCAGGACCUUGACAGUUGUAAGUGAACAGACCUAUUAAAAUCAUGUAACUGUUUUCAUGAUGCAGAUUGCUAUAGUAGCCAGCACUUUUUCUUUGUGCAUGGCAGACAUCAGGAAACCAACAUCUUUAAUGGCAAACAACAAUUAAUUUCUGACUGCAACAUCUGUUUAAAGUAUCUUUGAUACUCUUAAAAUAUUUCAGUUUAGUAACCUCAUUCAGCAUCAAUUUCUGCUCAGAUCUCAGAGCACCUUUUAAUAUCUGCUGUUUCUUACAUUCAUAAAAAUAGUACUUAAACAUCAAAUGAUCCUUUAUAAAUGUAAGACUCAUGGGCCACUUCAGUAAAUUGCUUAUUGCAACUAAUUGCCCACCACUUCACAAAACUCCUUUCUGUUUUUGGGCCCUUCCUUGCAAAGCCCCCAUGAGACUGAGAUAGACUCCAUAUCUAAUACUUCAAUAUUUAGAGUACAAGAUUGUGACACUCAAUGUAUUUUUUUUCCUUCUAGAUCCCAUAUAUUUAUAAGGCACAGGCCUCCUUUUUAGACCUCAGAGCAAGGCCCUUGCACUGUGCAACUGGAGGAUUCCCUCUGGUUCCCACACUCAGCCAGGUUGAGUGGUUGGCUAUGGUCUCAUACACCUCUCUGACAGAUACAUGCACACACUAUCUGCCUUUCCCUGUCAACAGAGCCCCAGGCUGUGUUUCUACCUAACAGGAACCUCAGUCCUUAAUGGAAAUCAAGUCAGGAUGAUCACAAAAGCCUUGCCCAGUCAUGAAUCCUGUGUGAUGAUUCUUAUCUUUCCUUACUGUAGCCUGGAAUAUUGAUUUCAACACCUCACUGUGGUCAGGUCCCACUGUGUGCAAGGGAGCCAAGGGUCCAGCCUUCAAUAUUUGACACCUAUUGGGAGAUUUCUUUGAAUGUCUUGAACCACUGAAUUCCUGCUCAUUUCUUUUUCAGCCUCGGGCCAGGCAAUAAAAUGGAUUUCCUGUACAAAUUGGCUGUGGACAUCAUAUUGCUGGGCAGCUGAGAAAUGCUGUAGCAGUAGAUGACCCUUGCCUCCUUCCUAAAGACAAAUGACAUUUUUACUCUUACAUUUUUGCAGCUAUACUGCCGGGGUCAGUAAAUACAGUAUACAGGCUUAAAAACUAAGGAUUUUUAUGCAAAUGGGUAUUGUCCAGUUGCCUGCCAAAAAAAAGGGAUUUAUUAUUCACUAUGGGAAAUCUCUAUAUCUGAUCAGAAAUGUGAAUAAAAUACCCUACCUUCAAAGUCUACACUGAAUAAUACACAUUUCCAUUUCUUGCUCAUCCAAAUCACCUGGCAAACUUAUUCAGAGAUUUUGGUGCACUAAACACGUAUUCUAGCCAAGUACUUUAUUCACCACUGAGAACUUUUUCAGAUUGGAUGAUUUUAAUUGGUUUUGUAAUCUUAAAUCUUAAAAAAAUCUUUAUAUGACUCUUCUCUUGGGUAUUUGGUUUUAAAACUUUUGAGGCAGAGAUGACCUAUGCUAUAGCCUUCUACAAUAUGUAAUAUCCCAUUUUGGAGGAGCCAUUUCAGUAUCAUUAUAAUGCCAGACUGGAAGUAAGGAGUGAAUACUUAUUUCUUUGGAGUAAAUGCAUCAUUGGCAUUGCUCUUACCAUUACAGCUAACAAUCAACUAAGAAAAGAGAGGUAUAGAGACCAGGCUGUGGUUACAUGGCUUGGUAAAUCUGGCUUCAGGGUACUUAACAGUAGAUCAGAAAAGUUACUAGCUCAAAAUAGCAAAAUUCCAGGUUUUGUGCAAACUUAUUCUACCUAACAAAAUGUGUUAAUAUUGUUUUAAAGCAAUAACUUUCUUCUGGCCAGCUUUAAAUGGAUUUGAUGGGGGAGAUUUUUGCCUGCAAUCAGCUUAUAGCCAACAGAAAGUAUAAAGCUGCUUUAACACGGUAACUCACACUCUUUUUAGCUCAGAAGAUACAGAAAUUCAGUGGUGCAUGUGUGUUUGUUCCAGAUUAAAUUUAUAUUGUUAGUUGACCCAGUAAUGCAUGUAGCUGGCAUUAAUGACAGGGAAGCCUCAGUUGUUGAAGGGUUGAUUCUUGAUAACUAUAUAAAUGUAGCAUUUCAUCAUCCCACAGGAAAUGCAUUUGUUAUUUUCUUUCAUUGAUUCCCAGUGCUUCUUUGCCUUAGGCUUUAGUAUAUACAUUUUAUUUUCCAUUAAAAAAGUAGGUGGGUGUUUUUUGUGGGUUAUUUUUGUGGGGGCUUUUUUGUUUGGUUUUUUUCUUUUUUUUGGUUGGUUUGGAUUUUUUUUGUUUAGUUGGUUAGUUUUUUGAUUUGUUUGUUUGUUUGUGGUUUUGUUUUAUUUUUUUUUUACUUCAGUAUUUUAUGAAAUUACAAAUCUUACCUGUUCUAUGCCAGGAGAAGAAGAUGAUGAAUGAAAAGUCCUGCUCGUUACGCUUUUAGUGUGAACAUUGUAGCUCAAAAAACCACAAAACCUUAACCUCUUAGCAAGAGAGAUUUUUAAUCCUCCUUUACUUACACCCAAGAUUCUUCCUCAUGUCUAAAUCAUUACUACAAUUGCUACAUAGACAGGUUUGGCUAGUCCUGCAAGAAAAUCAAGGGCUGGCCAGCCAGCAUUUAGCAGUGUAAUGCUGUACAGCAUAAAAAUAGCAUUUUGGUUUCUAGAUGCAGUAGACUUCUAACAUUAAAAUACAAAUCUAGAAGACUUUGAGAGGUUAACUUUAUAAUAGAUGCUGUUAAGCAUUAGGUGAUUAGUGUAAUGCUAUGGGAGUAUUUGUUUACUGUUUUAAGAAAGCCUGUCAAACUCCUUUUAUAGUUAAAAUUUGCCCUCUUUAUUUAGCAGCCUCUAUUCUGGCCAUUUAAAAAUAUUUAACUGAAUUGCUGAUGCAAUGCAUGUACACAGUGACUCUCAACAAAGCCAGCAUUUAUUGCAUCUGUUUAUGUACAAAGCCAUGAACAAAUAGAGCAUUAAUGUUCAGAGUGUUGGAAUCAAUGCUGUAUGGACUUUCCUAUAUUAAACCCCCUCCCUCCCUCCCCCCCAAAAAACCCAAACCAAACCAAAACCAAAACUACCAAGCAAAAGCUUGUUAAUGCAUUUAGUUUGAUUUUUGUUUGAAAAAAAACAACCCAAGUCAGACCUUCAGCAUUUUUUGUAGAUAUGCAAAAGGGUAACCAAAAUGAUGCCCAUAACUACUAUCAUUAAAUCUUUAUACGUGACAUUGAAAAUUCAUUUUAUGUUUCUGCUGUAACUACGAAAGUCCUACUAAGGUUAAUUUUAGUAAUCAGUAAUACUGACAUCCCCUACAACCUGCAUAACUAUUUCCCCUACUUAUUUCAUUUGGCAUUUCAAACAUUUUGCUUCAAAAUUUUUGAAACAGUCUCCAACAUGCCUAGACUGAUGGAGAUGAGUAAAUUUGUGUUUAAGAGCAGGGAAAGAGAAAUUAUACAUGUAUAUUAGCAUAUGCCAAAGUGGGAAGAUAAGUAACCCCAAAAAAUCUGUUCUUUCAAAUAUUGUAAUUUUAGUUUGCAGUGGAAUUCCACAAACCUCUUUUCUUGUUCAUUUUCACCCAUCUUCUGUGCCAUUAACUGGAAAGUGCCUAGGAGACUUGCCAGCAAGUCCUGAUGUCUCUGGAGUAAUUGGAUCAGAAUGGCCAUGGUAUCACCACAGCUUUUUAUGGUGGAAUUUGGAACUGUUUGUUUUGUGGCAGGCUUUCAACUUUAUGUAGAAUAAUUUCUUAGCUGAGGCAUUUGGCAAAGGGUGCUCUGCAUGACUCAGCAGCAGACCUUCUCAUCUCAGAUUUGGUUAUAUUAAUAUCAGGUCUAUUUUUUCCAUGAACUCAUACAUAUUUAUGACUUACAUUCUCUUGCAUGCUGCUGGGCUUUCUCUAGUUCCAGUGCCUGUCUCUCCAGCUACUCCACCAAAGCUACAUGGCAUAGACUACACAGGGAUUCAGUCUUGAGGUGAAUAGAAAAAAAAAUCAGUGACUGGAGCAAUUUUUUUGUUUUUAAUAGAGAUAAUUCUUUCUGUCCUUAAUUGGAGUUUCCUGGGUAGAGCUGUGCAAAUUUUACAGCAUUCAAGUUCUGUAACACUAGAAUGAAGUCAUGACUUUGAGAUCUUGGAUUUGGUAUUAAUGUUAGCCAUUUAGCCCUUAUUAGUACACAUUCUUGUUACUCAUGCAACUAAUUGCACUGACUUGAAAGAGGCUUUCUGUAGCACAGGAGCUGGCCCCCAGUCAUCAUCACAGAGUCAGCCUGGUUCUAAAGCAGCUGAGCAAACACACUCACUCUAACACUUGCAGGGUGAAGUACUUAUGCUCUGGCCAACCUCUGCAGUACCAGGAAUGAAGAAUUGAAGAGAUGUUAUUUUUCUGAGAAGGGAGAUGGGAAGGGAGAGUGAGAAGGGAAUGGGUCAGGAACCAUUUGUGACUAGUUCAAGCAUAGACUAAAACCACCCUUUGGUUUUCGCCUAGCUCCUAAGGGAAGCAGAGGUGACCUCUUGUGACUUUCAGUGUCCUUUCCUUCUGCUCCCCGCUCCAUACCUUUCGAACCCAUAUGGCAGUUUACAUCUGAAUUGAAACAAGCAUAGAUAACUCAAAGACAUUUACAUUUCUUGGGGUUCUGACAAAAUUAAUGACUGGGUAGAGGUGAAAGAUCCAUGUUUAUGCUACUGGAAAGAUCAGCAAGUCAAGCUCCUGUGCAACUCUGAACUGACCACAGCACAUCCUGUAUCCUGUGUGGUGGGGACCCUGAGUGGCCUCGGAGAGACAGAAGAUGAAGUUUCUGUAAAGGUGAAGCUGUGAGAUAUGUUCUUCAUGGGACAGUAGACUUCAUGUCUUUCACUGCUCAUAAAUCAUUUGGUUACCAUCACCUAACUGAUUGCCAAUAAAUUUGUUAAUUUAUUAAA
This is a messenger RNA of Pseudopipra pipra, 11278 nucleotides long. RefSeq lists its product as uncharacterized. Lineage: Eukaryota; Metazoa; Chordata; Aves; Passeriformes; Pipridae. The transcript has 13 exons. The record is from RefSeq and is a predicted model, not a curated record. Bases 887 to 1501 code for a protein of 204 amino acids.